Racocetra persica is the source of this 1176-nucleotide messenger RNA. NCBI's taxonomy places the organism in Eukaryota, Fungi, Glomeromycota, Glomeromycetes, Diversisporales, Gigasporaceae. The record is from the annotation of a GenBank genome assembly.
AUCAUGAGAAAGAGGUUAAAGGCGAUGAAAUUAAGGACCUUAAAGAAGCCGUUCAAAAAAACGGAAAAGAAAAAGACACUUCCAAAGUUUUGGGAAACGAUAAACAAAAAAAAACUAUCUUAGCUGUCAAACUUGAACAAGAAGAUCAAAUAACUUCAAAACCAAAGCCAUUAACCAUUACCACAAAUUCUACCACAACCUUCUCUUCAGCACCAGUAUUAACAUUUACAACGUCUACAAAACGUAAAAACGGUUUAUCCGAUGAUACCUUAAAGAUUAAACGUAAACUUUCUUUUGAACAGCAACAAAAGGUUUCUAAUAAUGCUCCCCCAACUCCUGACGAGUUAUCGCCUAUUUCUCCGACAGUUGACGCAAAUUUAAGACGUGGUACAAAGCGUAUGCGCAGUUCUACGUCAACCUUUACGGAUCCACCCUUAGAUUCAUCUCCUGUCUUUUUGUUACUUGAUUUUGUAAAUCGUCUUCCAUCUGAUCCGAGACGUUUGUCUCGUGAAGAACUAUUAAGAGCUGGAACUUGGUUGUUUGAUACAUUGCUAACGAAAUCUUUUUCAAGACCUUUCGUUAAUCCUGUAUCUGAAGAUGCUAUAUUAUAUCGUAGUAUUAUUCCACGCUUAAUGGAUUUAACUACAGCCGAGAAAAGAUUAUGGGCUGGAAAAUAUAAGGAUCUUAAUAGUUUGUACACCGAUGUUAUUCAAAUCCUGUCGAAUGCUUUCACUUUUCAUAAUGAAGGUGGUGAAAUUUAUGAAGAAGCAAGACAAAUUAAGUUCGUUUUUGGUGAUGAUCCAUUACGUAUGAAUGAGUUGAUGCCUUUACCUCAUGAAGAAAUUUUUACUAUACCCACUUUUUCGUUUGAGAAUCUCAAAAAUUCAAAGUCAAUAUAUGUUGUCCCAACAAUGAAUUAUAAAAGGAUGCAAACUAAUACUCAAGCAAUAAAAAAAUCAAUUCCAUCUGGAGUACUUGAUCGACUUGUUAAUUUCAAUCAUGGAGUGUUGGAAUACUUUAAAGAUGGAACUAAACCAUCAACUCCUAAACUCAAUAUAUCUUCCACUACAAGAGAUUAUCUUCGAAUUUAUAUAACUAAAGGUUUAACCAUGAUGACCGAAUGUAUAGAUGAUCCUAAUUCUAUUGUAGUGAUCAUGGGAAAUAUGAAAUUCAUCC